Messenger RNA from Rotaria socialis, 1194 nucleotides. The record is from the annotation of a GenBank genome assembly. NCBI's taxonomy places the organism in Eukaryota, Metazoa, Rotifera, Eurotatoria, Philodinida, Philodinidae.
AUGGGUGAUAUGUUAACUUCUAUCAAAGCAUUUAUUGUUAAAGAAUUAUGUGUUGAUCGUAUAUUAGGUAUGGAUUUCAUCAAUAAAUAUAAAUUGAUUAUUAAUACUGAAGAACGAACUGUUUCGAUUCGUGAUAGUCAUAAACGUACCACCUUACAAUUUGACGUCAACAAACAUUGUAUUAAUUAUCCGGCACGUUUAAUCAAACAUAUUCGAAUUCCACCAAAACCAAAGGUGUUAAUUCCAGUAUCAGCUGCAUUAUCAUCAGCUCAAGUAUACUAUUGGGUGGGUACAAGUACUAUUCCUACUUUAUCUUUUAAAAAAGAUUCACAUAUAGAUUAUUCAUUAGUACAGAAAAAUAUAUUUAAUUUAAUUCAACAUAUUACUAAUGCUGAACAAAAAGACAAAGUUAAACGUAUUCUUGAUAAAUAUGCAAAAUUAUUUGAUACAACUAAACCUACAAUUGUUAUUAAUGUAAAACCACAUGCAAUUAAAACUCUUGAUUAUCCACCUCCAUCAUCCAAACCAUAUUAUUCUACUCCAGCUAAACAAGAUUCAAUGUAUAAGAUUACACAAGAAUGUAACAAAAAGAGAAUAAGUUUAACUCUACCGUUAUACGCGGCAUUGAUGUUAGUCGAGCUACUUCGUUACCAAUAUUGGCACAAAGAAUUAUUUCAGUUUGAAUUAAUUCGUCCAUCUUAUUCUCCUGAUGCUGCACAGUUAUUCAUCGGCAAAUCUACUAGAGUUAAUAAUUGGGCAGGUGAAUUAACGACAAACAAUUCAACUUUAUCAUCAUCUCGAAGACAAAACAUGAUUAAUUAUGCAAUUUACAAUGUCUUUUUAACAACUUAUUGGAUUCGACCAAUAUUAAGAAAAUGGAUAUUUCAACAAUUAAAAAAUACAAGAAUCAAUGAUUUAUUUAUUUCAUUUAAAUCAACAUUACCACCGUCAUUUCUUCAAAAAACAAAAAAAUUAAAAAAAAUGUUAAUACAAAAAUUUGUUAAUGCAUUACUUGGUGAUGACGAAUUAGAACCAAUUUCUGAUGAUGAAAUUUACGUUAAUCAACUUGUUGGCCCAGUUAAACAAGCACCUCCUGCUAUUGAGGAAAUUUCAGACGAUGAACAACAACUAACUGAUCAAUUACUUGCAAAUGAUAUUGAAUUAAUUAUUCAUAAUGAUGGCCAAGUUAAAUGA